Messenger RNA from Saccoglossus kowalevskii, 1416 nucleotides. RefSeq names its product atrial natriuretic peptide receptor 1-like. Lineage: Eukaryota; Metazoa; Hemichordata; Enteropneusta; Harrimaniidae. Gene Ontology annotation, biological process: intracellular signal transduction; receptor guanylyl cyclase signaling pathway; cGMP biosynthetic process. Gene Ontology annotation, cellular component: plasma membrane. Gene Ontology annotation, molecular function: adenylate cyclase activity; peptide receptor activity; guanylate cyclase activity. The record is from RefSeq and is a predicted model, not a curated record.
AUGACGAAAACGGCAAAAGAACUGGAUCUGACAUCGGACGAAAGGCGAGAAUCUAGAUUUCGACGAGAUAGAAUGGCCAAAAUGUUGAUUAUAUUGUUUCUCCCGAUCUUUGUUAUCAUUAUUCAGACCGGAGUGCAAGUGAAUGAAGCAAUCCGACAUAAACACGAUGCCCAGCAUGCCCAUGACGAGGUUAAAAUCAGCGUACAAACCGCUGCCUUGGUGACAGAAAUACAGAAAGAAAGAGGAAUGACUUCAGUUUACGUUAGCUCCAAUAGUAGCGACGCGUUGCAAACACUAUUGGGAUUUUACCAGGGAACGUACAAAGCAAUCGAUGACAUCACUAUUUGGCCAGGAUCACAAAAAGAUGGUGAUGUUUUUGCAACAAAGGAAACAUUCCGAGAGUUCUUGGCCAACCAUAGAUCUCAAGUUGAACCCGGAACGUAUUUCAAACUCGAGAUCGACUUCUACACUGAUCUGAUCCAGAUUAUUAUCAACUGGGUGACCUCCAGCAUCCAUAUGAACGCGCAGUGGGACCUAUUGCAAUCAGUCAUCGCUUACGAUGCCUUCUUGCGCAGUAAAGAUGCAAUUGGUGUUGAGAGGGCGUUAGGUGGGACGUACUUUGGAAAGGGUGGCUUCACGCAGGAAGAAUAUCGUUUUUUCUGCGAAGUGUCAUCUUCAGCAUCGACGUUGUUGAGCCUCAGCAUGCAGCACUACGAUCUUGUCAAAGACAAAUACAGCGAACUUAUGUCAGUGGAGACUGCUACGCAAUUACGUGAAUCGUUAGAUUCAUUGAAAAGCCAAAUUUACGCCAAUAACAUAUCUGGCUCGGACGUUAUGCAGGGACUAUACUGGUUUUAUAAUAUGACAUCAUAUAUGUCAAUAAUUGGUGAAGUUGAGAAACUGGUAACAGACCAAAUCUUAGCGAUGUUCAACGAGCAAGUCAGCGAUGCAGUCCGAGAAACCAUUAUAAGUUUUGUAAUUCUGGCUUUGGUGCUGACAAUCUGUCCUAUGAUAGGCGUGUGGUACGUUAUAUCCGUGAACCGAAUGACGAGUGCUAUCAAACACUAUGCGUUGAAUCUGACAACAAAGACAACCGAGCUGAGCAAAGAAAAGAAACGCUCCGAAAAACUGCUUUAUCAAAUGUUGCCACCGACAGUGGCCGAAGAGUUGAAACGCAACAACACGGUGAAUGCCGAGUAUUUCGAGAGCGUCACUAUACUGUUCAGCGAUAUCGUGGGAUUUACGGACCUUGCAAGCAGUAGCACACCGCUACAGGUCAACCAUGACAAAAUUGCAACAGAAAGUUUCUUUGCAGAUUUAGCAACAAUGGACAUCUAUAAACAUGAUAUCAAAAGUCUACCAAAAUCGGACAAAGGGAAAGUUGAUUGUUUUCAGGUAUUGAUAUUGCCCAUAUAA